GUGCAGUGCGGUGCUGUGUCGAGGUGGGUUAGUGUGGUGUAAUUUUUCAGCGGUUAUCGAUUCCCUGAAAAAUGACGGCGAAUUUCGCUUUCGCGAGAUAAUUCCGCUUGAAGCUUUACACGUAAUAAUUAUUUAUUUUCUCGAUAUUAUCGCCUAAUGCCGGUAAUUUGUUUUAAUGUCCCUAAUAAAUCAACUGUAAUUAAUAAUCGAACUGUGGAAUUUUGCGCGGUAGGCGACAUUUUUACGUCAAGACGAGGAAAUUGUAUUAUACAAUCACAUUAAGGGGUACUUUUUCUUGAAUUAAUUAGUGUCAGCUCUGACAGGCCUCUCUCUAAUGGACGCGCUUAAGACCGCUUUUUCCACUCGACGCUUCGUAUUUUAUUUGGUUUUCAUAAUGCACUCCGGUCAAUAUUUGAACACAUUUUAUUUUCAACGCUCGGGACCUAACUUUACGGAUUAAAUACACAGCGUACCUAACAAUGUAAAUAAGUGCACUUUGAUAACGAUGCUCUCGUUUCUUGGAAUUCUAUCUAAACUACAACUAGAAUCCUUAUCAUCACAAAACGAAAACAAAAUCGAUUGUUAUUAUUUACAUAGUUCAUGUGAUUGACUUUCUUACCUUAUCCUGUCCUAUCAGAUUUAUCUACAAUAUUUAAAUUAUUAAAAGCUUCCUGCUGCUUAAUGUAAGAUUUUAUCACAGAUAUUGUGCUACCUUAACACUUUUAAUACAUCGACCGUAAAAGCGUUGAUAUGCUGUUAACUUGACUCAACAUGAGACGUUUUAAUGAAGACAUUACAUAACCAGAAUUAAGCUCCUCCUCAAAAUUAAACUUAUUUCGUACAUUCAAUUCCUUGCGCAUAAAAAUGAUAUGCUAAUUGUUAACAAUUGGCCUUAACCAUAAAUAACAAUAAAACAAUUUUAAACUCUUUUGAAAACAGUUUAGUCCACACUCUACAACAAAAAUUAAUGUUCAUGUAAAGACACAAAAUACACAAAUUUUAUCAUUUUCUUGAAAAAGGGGUAUUUUUGCAGAGCAUAGAAAUUAUAUUUUAUUCUCUCACAAGAAUAGCUUCCUUUUGUAUCUUUAUCAAAGUCUGAGUCACUUUUCGUCCGCGAGACGUACCGGAGAGCCUCCCUUUCUAAUCCUGCGAUAAAAAUGUCAAUAUUAUGAUAAAUUGUCCAACGAGCACAUCCAUCAAAUUCCUUUUUCUGUAUCGCUGUCUCUAAUUAAAAUUUGAAUUCGACGAUGGUUUCGAUUAAAACAAGCCAUUUCUCGUUGUCGUCCUGCAAUCGACAUUCUUUUUCCCAAAGCCAUCCUGCUUUUUAAUUGAAUUCAUUGCGUUGGUUUUUUGAAGCCGGUUAUUAUUCGAUUUGGUCGGUGGAUGUGCAAAUAUUUGUUCGUCCUGAAUCGUAUAGUUUUUUUACCAAUCUUCCGUUACGAAACAUAGCUCGAAACUUUAUAGAGACAACUGUAAAUACAGAUCGGAAAAAGUUUAAUUAAAUUGCAAUGCGUUUUUUUGUAAUUAGAAUUGUUCGAGUUAAUUGACAAGCUGUGGCGCGUUUUGGAAAAAAAGCGACAGAUUUGUGAUUCAGAUGAAAAUGUAGGCAGUGGUGAGGUCAGGAUUUCCCCGAAAAUUAAAUAGUACGGGAAAAUCUAGCGUGAUGCAGAAGGAAUUUGAGGUGUGGCCGAACGAAAUAAAUUUUUGAUGAGCUUUGAAAGAAAGUAAAGAUUAGACUUACAAAUAUUUAUUUAUCAAUCAAACUUUUCCUUUCCUUAUAGCCGAGUUUGUAGCUGAUAAAAAUAGAAAAAUCGGAUAGCAACUUGUAAUAAAAAUUUUGUCAGAGGGCAAAAUUAUUAAUUAAUAAUUUUAAAGAAAGCAGUUCAACUAAUAAAUUACAAUUUGUUCAUACCGUAUAAUUAUAUUCUAGCUUUGGAAUAUUUUUUUAUUAUUUCAAUUAAUUAAUGGCAAUCAACGAAACUAUAAUUUACCUGAAUACAAUUUAGAGUUUCUUGGAAAUUAUAAUUUUUGGAUAAUUAAUUAUUAUUGUGUGUGUAAAGAAUUGUUAAUUGGUAUUAAUUGUUUGUUUUAGAGGGGGGAAUAAUUGAAUGAACUGCAGAUGUUUUGCUUGUAAAAUAACUUUUUUGAACGUAUUUUUAGUACUACUUUUUGACAAAGAAAAUAUCUGAUUUUAUUUAUGAUUUGGUAUCACAGUUCUGCCAAAAAUAUUUUAAUUAGAAGCUUCUAUAAUGUAAUUAGCUAACUCAAAUGAGCACAAACGAGUUUCUUAAUUAAUCCUAAUUUAAUUAAAAUUAAGCAUCCGUGACUUCUCUCGGGUGUAAACUGUGAGUUGCUUAUCUUUAUUUUUUUAUUCUUUUAUUUCUGUUUGUAAUAAAAAGAAUAAUAAAAUGUCAUAUCGCAUCUGUUGUUCUUUCACAAUACCCCCAAACGCCCAUAAUACUCCACUUCUAUUCACAGCACACAAAGCCCCUUUUGUAUCUCAAUUUCCAUAAUUCCCUAAAAUUUAAACACUCUCAACACAUUCACACGUGUAGUGUCGCGACCCGGAAUAAAUUCGCGCAGUCUAGCGGCGCCGUAAAGCCCCUAUCACCGCCAAUUACCACCUCAAUCUUCAAUCAUCGUCUCUAAAUAUGCAAAGCAUCGUUAUCAAAGAUUUGUGGGCAUGCGAACUCGUCGCCUUCAAGAAAAAGCAAACAGGUGGGCGAAUUCCUUCGUUUUGUUGGUUGCAAUUCACGUGGGAUUCGGGAUACCACUCAUAUCUCAGCACAAGCAACAUUUGCAGCAGUCGUUCGUCGCACAUAUGAUCGGACAAUUCGCGAUUAGACGCCGCUUUCGCGAGUUUCACGCUUUGUUUUUCCGCAAAACGGACUAGAAACACGGAAAAAGCUCCGGGAGCUUUUUGCCCGAAUCCGGGGAGUUCGGGAUAGGUGGUCUUCGUGUUUGAGUCAUUGGCUGCUUAACUACAUCACAAGUUUCAGGGACAUCGAGGUUUCUGAUUUACACGGUUCGCGAUUUUAAUUUAAUUGCAACGGUGAGAGUUUGUCACUUAUUCAAUCGCUCAGAGUGCAAGUGACAAUGCAAUAGUUCGAAAUGGCAACGAUCUGUUUCCGACCUCCACCUUUACCCCCGAACAAGAAAUCGCAAUUGAACAUCAAUCGUUAUCGGAAACAAAGUUUGCUUUCGUCGACGUAUCUGAGUUUCCGCGAUCCGGCCGAAGACGAGGUCAUACAAGACGAAAUCGAACUCACGAACUUUAAGUGUAAAAAAAAGUGCAAAAAAGUGGCGCAUACGAACUCGCUGAGUCGGGCCAAAGAUGCGAAAUGUGCCAUGGUGAGGAGCCACUCCGAUGGGAACCUCAACAAGGAGAUAGCGCCCAUGACCAUCAAUAGGUACAUCAAGGUUUUGAGUGGCAGCUGGAAGAAUUUGCUCAAUUUAGGCGGCAUGUCCCGGCCCCCGAAGCCGGCAGCUACCGCCAAGAAGGUGGCUCCACCGGCAGUGCCCCACGAGUUCCGGCACUCGGGCAGCUCCUUCGGGUCGGCAGGAUAUGCCUCUUCAGAAGAUGCGGGGUUCCUGGCACCGAAUGAUCCUCCCGGAGUCCCACGAGAUGAUCAUUCGGACUAUGGCAGCACUGUCAGCAGCAGCACGGGCAAGUCCCCCGGGCCCAUCUUUCCGGCGCCCUCGUUUACGUUUCCGGGCCAGCCGCCCCCCGGCGGCGUCCUUACACACAAAGCGGCGGUCUACUACCACCACCAACUCAGCCUACAGGAGGAUCAGGGUAUCGACAUGACACAGUCUCCGGGGAGGGACAGUCCGGGGUCGUCGAGUGGAAGCGCAGGAAGCGGCUCUCGUCACAGCACUGCGUCUUUGGACAGUGGUCGAGCGUCGUACCAUCCCUUGAGCACGGCAGGGAGAAGUACUAUCGGGUCCUCGAAUAGUCCACGAUGUUCCUUAAGUUCUUGUUCGAUAGGCUCGGAACAAGGCCGAAUUGAGAGAAUGAUUCAUCAAGGAGUUCCUGACCAAGAAAUUAUUCAUGCGUGGCUGGUUGAUCUUCAGUACGAUGAAUAUUUUCCGCUGUUUGUUAGUGCCGGCUAUGAUUUGCCGACAAUAGGUCGCAUGACGCCGGAAGAUUUGACGGCCAUAGGAAUUAAGAAACCGAAUCAUCGGAAACGGCUCAAAGCUGAAAUUGCACAACUUAAUCUACCCGACAAUUUGCCAGAAUUUAUUCCGGGUUCCUUAGAAGAGUGGUUGCAGCUGUUGCGUUUGGAGGAGUACCUCCCUGCGUUUCUGGACCAGGGUUAUCAGACUGUCGACGACGUGACGCAGUUGACAUGGGAGGACUUAGAAGAGUUUGGAAUAGUUAAGUUAGGCCAUCAGAAGAAAAUCAUGUUAGCUAUAAAAAGAGUGAAAGAUAUAAAGGCAGGGAAGAGAAUAAAUACAGAUACAAAUAGAAUUUACGCGACACAGGACGUGAUGGUGCACGCACCCUUGGGUCCACCAUCGCCUGGCGUCCCCGCAGUCCACAGCACUUUCCGUUCUUUCCAUCAGCCCUGGGAGAUCGACCAGAGUCGUCAACUGGCCGCCGGCACACACUACGUGCAACCAAUUUAUUGCACUGACAUAGUUCCCAUCAAGAUCCGGACAGGUCGAGGCAAGUCCCUCGAAUCCCUCGAAGACCCCAACGAGCGGACCCACCACACAUUUUCAGCCGAAAACACCCAAACCUUCUACUACCAGCAACCCAUCGGGUGGCGGACGCGGUCUUACGACGACGGCGAUAUCACCCCCACGAAUGAAACGGGGCUUCUUUACGAGGGCGGCGGUACCUUACCGCGGCCGCGCGGGGUUAUCCGACCCCGCCCCAUCGCCAAGAUCGCAGCCAAGGCCCGCGAGAGUUUCCCUGACUUCGAGAAGCCCCAAUUCAACCCAGAGAAAUACUCAAACCCGCAAUACAAGACCCUGCCGAGGGAGUUGAUCGACACCGGCAAGUACCACAUACAGUACAGCCCCAUGAUGGGCAAGAAGAUCCCGCCCAACCCGCCGAAGCGACAAGACAGUGAGGCGAACGAGACAACCACCACCGUGGAGAUACACCACGUGCAGACGUCUAGUCCGUUGCCGCUCCCGGCGUAUCCGAGUUCGGAUAGUUUGAGUAUAUCGCUGGAUAACCAAGGGGACUUGCCGCUGCCGCCGCCCCCGGCGCCGGGGACGCCGCCAGGGAAUGUGCAAUCGAAGAUGAAUUCGUCGCAGUCAUGGGGCGCUGAAGAACAGGAACUUAUCAAAACUUUGGCGCUGCAGCACAGAAACGGGUCCGAUGCAAGUUUUAAAUCGAGUUCAAGCACAGAGUCAGAUUCGCUGCCAUUUGCCAAUGAGAACGCCGGUACGAUCCGAACUCGCGCAGGCGGCAACAGCAGACCCGCCGAUUAUUCCCCCGCAAAGCCUCGUGCUGGUCUACCGCCCCAUCCGUCCCCGACGCCCAACCGGCAACCAAGUGCCAGAAAUCAGAGAUCCGAACCUGCCGAUGUCCUUAACGAUAUAGGAAACAUGCUCGCCAACCUAACCGACGAAUUAGACGCGAUGUUGGAGGAAGAGAAAAGGCAACAGUAACUCGAAGCAUAAGACUGAGCCUAUUUUAUCCUAAUUUUAGUUAUCGAAAGCUUUAACUAUAAAUAUGACCUUCUCUCGGGUUGUGUUUGUCGUUGAUGAGUUUAUUUCAUAGAACUGACUAUUGGGUAGAUUUUCGUUACUAGUUUCUUAAGUUAUUGUGUAAAUAGAAUGCUUUAUUUCCGAUUACAAACAAAGUUUGUAAAUAUUUUUAGAUAGAAUUUUUAUAUUGUAAAGAUGUAAAAUUUAUUAGGUUUUUUCUAUGGUGUCAUUAUAGCUUUCGAAUUUUUCAGCAGCAACUGUUCGCCUAAUUUCUAUCUCAACUCGUAAGAAGGGAAUGAAUGCGUGUUAUGGGUGAUUCCGUUAUUAUUGUAAUUGCCAAAUUUUUAACUUCCUGUUGAGGCAAUACUUUCAAAGCAAUUCGUCAUGAGUUCGAAAGAAUAUUAAUCAAAAAACAUUUCGUUUCGGUUAGUGCAUUUUAUUUAGCAAUGAAUGUAAAUAGAUAGAUCUUGUACUGAAGACAGCAAAUAGGAAAGCAAGUAAUAACUAUCAAAUUAGAAAAUAAUUUUGUACAAAGCCAUCAUUUAGUAUACGGAAAUAGCGAGUUAGUCUAAAUCAGUUUUGGUGUUUUAAUACCUUUACACCAAUUUGCAAUGUUAGUCUCAUUUGUUUCUAACAAAUGGUUAAAAAAGACUGGUAGUUCGAUUACAAAAUUUUCAAUUUCUUGUCAUGUAUCUUGUGCCAUAUCCAAUAUUAGCACACUUUUAAUUGUAAUUAAAUUUAGUUGCCACGUGAAAACUGAUAUUUUUACUGUACAUGACAUGUAAUUGAUCGAAACAAUCUUCUGUGUUCAAUAUAAUUUACGAUUUAUAUGUUUGUAAAAAUGUUAUUUAAUGUGCUACUUAAAAAUAAUUAUUAUUUCGGCUUCUCGUAAUAAUUAUUUGUUAUUUUAUUUCCAUUACAUUGCAUUAUUAAUUAAUCUAGCUGUUAAUUCCAUUGUCCCUUGAAAGAUAUCUUUUUAUUUUAUUGGUUUACUGUUAACAUUUAUAAUUAUAGAUAAAAAAAUAAAGUAAAUCAA
This is a messenger RNA of Tribolium madens (black flour beetle), 6700 nucleotides long. It is a transcript of the gene ckn, whose product is annotated as caskin-1. The coding region runs from base 3112 to 5625 and encodes 837 amino acids. The transcript has 10 exons. Lineage: Eukaryota; Metazoa; Arthropoda; Insecta; Coleoptera; Tenebrionidae. The record is from RefSeq and is a predicted model, not a curated record. Gene Ontology annotation, molecular function: signaling adaptor activity; protein phosphatase binding. Gene Ontology annotation, biological process: axonogenesis; cell surface receptor protein tyrosine phosphatase signaling pathway. Gene Ontology annotation, cellular component: axon; focal adhesion.